This is a messenger RNA of Colletotrichum siamense, 3678 nucleotides long. RefSeq names its product Rho1 guanine nucleotide exchange factor 1 (gene rgf1). Gene Ontology annotation, molecular function: guanyl-nucleotide exchange factor activity. Bases 1 to 3678 code for a protein of 1225 amino acids. The record is from RefSeq and is a predicted model, not a curated record. NCBI's taxonomy places the organism in Eukaryota, Fungi, Ascomycota, Sordariomycetes, Glomerellales, Glomerellaceae. The transcript is spliced from 3 exons. Gene Ontology annotation, biological process: intracellular signal transduction.
AUGGCCGACUACCACGGCGACCCGCGAGGUCACCACUCCAACAACUACCAACGCGAUGCCGCCUUCUCAAACAUUUUCGGCGCCGCUCCCCCGCCGGGACGCUCCCAGACCAUGACCUCCUCUUCGAUGCCUCCUCAGAUGAUGCCUCAGCACCAGGGCAGGACACAGACAAUGUCUUCUUCCUCCAUGUCGAGCAUGCAGCGACAACCCCCGCCGAGACAGCCUCAGGGCGGUUACGACCCGAACCCUCCGAGAGGGGCUUCGUUGCAGAACGGCUACCCGGGACAGCGCUCCGCCUCUGGCGGCUAUCAAGUGCCCAACCCUCAACAAUACAUGCCGCAACAGCAGGCUCGUCGCCCGUAUCCUGGCCCUCCGGCACCUGUUCCUCAACGCGGCGACAUGCGAGGACCGCCCCCGCAAGGGCAAUAUGGCGCGCCAAGGUCUCAGGCACAAAGGUUUUAUCAAGGAGGAGGACCAGCACCGGCGAUGAAUAAUGAUUCGUACCGCUCACAGUCUCUUGCCUCCACCCCGAGGCCAAAUAUGUACCAACCUGCUCCCGGGAACUACGGUUCGCAGCCGAAUCAUCAAGCUGCGGCCAAUGCCUUUCGUCAUGCUCCGUACAACCCGAGUUCGGCCCGAACUACGGCGCAAGGACGGGUCGUUCCCGAACGUCACGAUGAUCGAGCCAUGUCAAUGACUGGAUACCCUCCGCAAGAUCGCGACUUGCAUCAACACCAGAACUCGCACCAGACGAUGAGCGGCCGAGUCAUUCCGAACAGAAGAGCACCGGUGGAGCUGCCGGCGACCAAUGGCAGCUUUGGAGGAGGCUACACACCAGCGCCAGGGUCUCAGACGAGGACGGUGAGCAUGGCCUCCUCCAAUGGAGAUUCACAGAGGACCAUGUCAAUGGCGUCCACCAUCGCGCCCACGAUAACACCCUCGGAUUCCGACGCCGCAACGCUGGCACAUAGGCCCUCCAUGAGCAAGUCUAUCGACGGCAGUGAACGGCCACCGACGGCCAAGAUCCGACCUCCUCUGGUAUACCCUGCGCUGCUGUCGAGAGUAGCAGACUGUUUCCGACAGAAGAUCAUCACAGGCGACAGAACGAAGAACGAGCUCACGUAUAAGAACGCCUUCAGCGGUGCCGAGGCGGUAGAUGUUUUGUCAUAUAUUAUCAGGACGACCGACAGAAACCUGGCCUUGCUACUGGGACGAGCGCUCGAUGCCCAAAAGUUCUUCCACGACGUCACUUACGAACACCGCUUGCGCGACUCUACAUCAGAAAUGUACCAGUUCCGAGAAACCAUGAUGGAAGAGCCUGAAGAAAAGGUCCCUGUCAACGGUGUCUUCGUCCUCCUCUCUGAAUGUUACUCUCCCACCUGCACGAGAGACCAGCUUUGCUACUCUAUUGCCUGCCCCCGCAGACUGGAGCAAGUGUCCCGAUUGAACCUGAAGAUUCAGCCCGGCCUGAAGAAGGAAGCCGAGGCUGCCACGAACGAAGAUGACAUCGAUCAGACAGACGAACAGAAGCUCUGGAUCAACUCCGUGCCGAAGGAGAUCGCCGAGAGCGUUGGUGACAGGGAAAAGAAGAGACAGGAGGUUAUUUCGGAAAUUUGCUACACCGAAAGAGACUUUGUCAAGGAUUUGGAGUAUCUCCGCGACUUUUGGAUUCUUCCUCUGCGCUCCAAGGCUUCUCCUAUUCCUGCGGCCAAGAGAGAAAAGGUUGUCAAGGCUAUAUUUAGCAACAUUGUCGACCAUCCUAGUCUUCACCAAGUGAGCUCGCGGUUCGCCAAGUCGUUGACGGAGAGACAAAACAAGCAUCCUGUCGUUGGUAACGUCGGAGACAUCUUCCUCGAAUGGGUCCCUCAAUUUGAGCCUUUUAUUUGGUAUGGUUCCAAGCAGCUGGAGGCCAAGUUUGAGUUUGAGAAUGAGCGUUCAUCGAACCCGUACUUUGCCAAAUUCGUCGACGAGAUCGAGCGAAGGAAAGAGUCGCGAAAGCUGGAACUCAACGGUUAUCUCACCAAGCCGACGACCCGUUUGGCUCGUUACCCGUUGCUGCUGGAGAACGUGCUCAAGUACACCGAGGACGGUAACUCGGACAAGGAAGACAUUCCAAAGGUGCUCAAAUUGAUUCGCGACCUCUUGAGCAGAGUCAAUGCCGAAUCAGGAAAGGCAGAGAACAGAUUUAACCUGAGAAGGUUGCAUGAGCAAUUGCGCUUCAGACCGAACGAGAGGGUUGAUCUGAGACUGACGGAGGAAGGUCGCGAGUUGGUGUUCAAGAGUCAGCUGAAGAAGACACCGCAAGACGCGUCUGAGAUCACGGCUUUCUUGUUUGACCACGCGGUGUUGUUGGUGAGAAUCAAGCAAGCGGGCAAGGGGGAGGAAAUCAAGGCGUACAGAAGGCCUAUCCCCUUGGAACUCCUUGCCAUUCGAGAAAUGGAGGAAGUCAUCCCCGGUUCUGGUGGCAUGAAGCGUUCGUCGUCUAGCUUGCUACCAGCGCUUCGGGCCAACACAAAUGACAGCAAGAAGGGAGAAGGCUGGCCCAUCACGUUUAGGCAUUUGGGUAAGGCCGGCUAUGAGCUGACGUUGUAUGCUUCAAACCAAGCGGCACGUAAGAAGUGGCUGGAGUUCAUCGACACCGCUCAACAGAAGCUGAGAGCCCGCGCCGACUUCUUUAACACAAGCGUCAUCUCUGCAGGAUUCUUCGUUGGCACUAACCAGGUCAACUGUGUUACUCCCUACGAUGGUGGCCGAAAGUUGUUGUACGGCACGGACAACGGUAUUUACUUGUCAGAUCGAAAGAGCAAGGAGGCCAUUCCGAAGCGAGUCAUCGAGACGACAAGCGUCACCCAACUGGACGUUCUGGAAGAGUACGGUCUCCUUUUGGUUCUUUCGAACAAGGCUCUCUACUCGUACCCUCUCGGUGCGCUCAAUCCCGACGAGCCUGCCCUCUCGAAGAGGCCAAAGAAGAUUCAAAGUCACUGCAACUUCUUCAAGACGGGCAUUUGCCUUGGCAGGCAUCUUGUGUGCUGCGUCAAGUCGUCAGCCCUGUCAACCACCAUCAAAGUCUACGAGCCCAAUGACGCAAUGUCCAAGGGCAAGAAGCAAAAGGGUUUCGGAAAGAUGUUCGCCGGCCAGGAUGAGCUUAAGCCAUUUAAGGAGUUCUACAUCCCUACGGAAUCGUCAUCUGUGCACUUCCUCAAGUCCAAAUUGUGCGUGGCAUGCGCCCGUGGAUUUGAGGUUGUGUCCCUCGAGACCCUUGAGACGCAGUCACUCCUCGACCAGGCCGACACCAGUCUCGACUUUGUCGCCCGCAAGGAGAACGUCAAGCCAAUUCACAUUGAGCGUCUCAAUGGCGAGUUCUUGCUCAAUUACUCUGAGUUUUCCUUCUUCGUCAACCGUAACGGUUGGCGUGCGAGACCGGAGUGGCGUAUCGACUGGGAGGGCACACCGCAGAGCUUUGCCCUCAGCUAUCCUUGGAUUUUGGCAUUUGAGCAAAACUUUAUUGAGCUCAGAAACAUUGAGACCGGCGCUGUGCACAUUGUGCCGCAUAGAAACAUCAGGAUGCUGCAUAGCAGUACCCACGAGAUCAUUUUUGCGUAUGAAGACGAGAAGGGAGAGGACGUUGUCGAAGCCAUUGACUUUUGGAAGAGCAACAGGAGAUCCGAAAUUCCAUGA